GUCAUAUACGUCAUUUAUUCGCGCGUUUUUUACGAUAGUUUUCGGAGUUCCGCAAUGGUUUUGUGUAUCAAUUAACAAAUUCAAUAUUUUUUAUUAAAAAGCUAAAAAAAUAUUGACUAUCUAGACAAGCAGUGCUGAAUUAAACUCGGAAUGACUUCCCAUGAAGAUCUUGUCUACCUGUUUCAAGGGUACAGUAUUAAUCCAAGUGCAGACGUUCUUGAAAAAUGUGUGUCUCUAUGUCUCACGUACAAUAUCGAUGCCGAAGAGCUGGUGGAUCAAUGGGUGGCUUACACACAGUCAAAUUUAAAAAGCGCAGCCCCAACGGUGGAGCUGUUGGAAAGAAUGGAGAGGAAGGAAUAUCAGAAAGGCAAAGAUCAAACUAAGAUCGUAAGAGAACAAUCUCAAUACGUAGCGUCACCCGAUCAAUCGACAAACGUAUCAGAUUUUCCUGCGACGCCAAAGGCUAAUCGAGUACCCACAUCUCGGAUCCAAACCCCCAUACAAUCGCGCAGAUUGGUCGAUGACCCGGAGGCAGUAACCAGUCCAGGGGCUCCUAUCGGUAGCUACUCGAAAAGAACUAAUGCCAGAUCUGUCCAAUGUUCUUACGGGAGAAAAGAUGCUUCGUACAAAGGUUCUGAGGUACCUGUCGACGUCAAACCAUAUUCGGAAAAUUGUCUGAAAGCCGAUCAGAGGUUUAUGUACGAGAUCAUCGGUAAACGGGGUAAAUCGCUGAGCAACAUGGCGCAGGCCCUGUUUCCCUCUAUAAGGAAUAGAUAUCAGUUGCAUGCCUUGGAUGAGAAUAAAAAAAACGAAGAUGAACAACAAAAUCUGUACGAGGGUAGGAUAAUAUCAGACUACGACACCAAGAUCAACGUCCAGUCGGUCCAGCUGGAACAGACUCAUACACAUCAGGGCAGGACAUUCCAGCUCAACUUGUCCAAAGUAAAAAAAAUGUCCCUGUUUCCCGGACAAGUUGUCAUUGUCAAGGGCAAACCAUUUAGACAAUACAGUGAUAGCAAAACUGAAAUUGUGGUAGAAGAAAUUUAUGCGGGAACAGUUUUCAAGUUUUCUGACGAGUUUCCUGUUACUAAAGACCCUCUACAAAUCGUAGUGGCUUGUGGCCCGUUUACCAUCCAAGAUACCCUCCUCUUUGAGCCACUCAGUGACCUCCUCAUCUACGUGAAAGAGUACAAACCUCACGUUUUGAUCCUCACAGGACCAUUUUACGAAAGAAAUAACCAGGGCAUUCACAACGGCGAUCUCAGACAGCAGUUCGAUGCGUUUUUCAUGGAUUUGGUCGAUACGGUAAUGACCGCGCUAGCAGAAACAGGCGUCAAGGUAGUCAUAGCUUCCUCACAGAGGGAGCCACAUCAUUUUCCGGUGUAUCCGACGCCACCUUACGAAAUCAGGGGGAAGUACGAGAAUUUGCUCUUGGUACCGGAUCCUUGUUUGGUGGAGAUAAACGGAUUGGUCGUUGGAGUCAAUACUCCCGAUGUCUUGUUUCAUUUGAGCAGCUUUGAGAUAUAUUUGGACAAUAAACCAAAUGCGCCCAUUUCUGACAGAAUGGGUCGUCUAGCUUCCCAUCUUCUAGAACAGCGAAGUUUUUAUCCACUGGAUCCGCCCAACCCAGAGGUGUGCAUCGACAUGCCACUGAUGGAAAAACACGGAAUAAUGGACGUUAAACCCCAUAUCCUCAUACUCCCUUCCAAUCUAAAACAUUUCAUUAAGGAAAUCCAGGGAUGUUUGGUGGUCAAUCCAGAGAGACUAACCAAAGGGUACGGUGGUGGUACUUUUGCCAGAAUCGAAGUAGCACCAGGUGGAACCAUGACAGUGUGCGGCAGAACUUCCUGUCAGAUUUUGAGAAUUUAAGACUAUAGUGUUUUUUUGUUGUAAAAUAACGCCUAAGAAAUAAAGUGUUGUAUAUUUUUAAUUACUUAAUAAUAAAUAAGUUUUAUUGGCUU
This is a messenger RNA of Sitophilus oryzae (rice weevil), 1961 nucleotides long. RefSeq names its product DNA polymerase alpha subunit B (gene DNApol-alpha73). The record is from RefSeq and is a predicted model, not a curated record. Bases 151 to 1869 code for a protein of 572 amino acids. Gene Ontology annotation, cellular component: alpha DNA polymerase:primase complex. Gene Ontology annotation, molecular function: DNA binding. The transcript is spliced from 10 exons. Gene Ontology annotation, biological process: DNA replication initiation; DNA replication. NCBI's taxonomy places the organism in Eukaryota, Metazoa, Arthropoda, Insecta, Coleoptera, Curculionidae.